Angiostrongylus costaricensis is the source of this 1326-nucleotide messenger RNA. The record is from the annotation of a GenBank genome assembly. NCBI's taxonomy places the organism in Eukaryota, Metazoa, Nematoda, Chromadorea, Rhabditida, Metastrongylidae.
AUGCAGGGCCGACUUCGUGCUCUCGAUCAAGCUCACGUGUGCGUCAGUCAGGAGAUCGAGCAACUCGAUAAGAAUGUUGAUAAAAUUCUUGAUCAAAUUAAUUGCACAUUCCAGGACUUUCAGGAAGUAUCGAAUACGGUCGAGAACCGACGACGCGACUUGAUCGAGAGUGUACGAAUACGUCGUGACGAAAAACGAAAAGUCCUCAAAGAUCAGAUCGAGGCAAUUACCGACGAGAAGAAAAAACUCGCCAAGGAAUUGGAGUCAUGUCAACUGGAUGUUCGUUCCAUGGCUCGUCAAUUAGAAACGAUGGAUGGUGGAUGGGAUCGUCAGCUCACACAACCGCGAGAGAACGCAUUUCUUAAGUUGAACACAAACUCAAACCAGUUGAUUUGUGACGUGCAACGAUGUCUGUCUGAAUUUGGAGCUCUGGCUGCUUCAACAACUUUUCCUGGUGAAACGAUUGUCGAACUCAUCGACAGUGCGUCAACUUAUACUGAAGUGAAACUUAUUGUUAGAACUUUCGACGUUGACUGUCGACCGAGAACAUCUGGAGGUGACCCACUGGAUGUUAGACUUCGACAUGGUGAUGUAACACUACCAAUAUCAAUAAACGAUCUCAAUGAUGGCACUUAUGAGCUGUCCUUUCUGGUGCAGCAAGCUGGUGAAUACUUUGUUGACGUGGAUAUUUUUGGUCGUCCAAUAAAAAACAGUCCUUUAACAGUAUCGGUUUCUUCUCAUCAUCCACCCCAAUGGCAGCUGCCAGUAGAGCUCUAUCAACCAGUCAAGGUAUCCAUGAGUGGUGAUCAUAUCCUUCAUGUUCUGGACACUGGCAAUGAAAGAGUACGUAUAGUAAAAGUUAGUGGUGAUGUGAUCAGCGAUAUUAAAGCGCCAUGCCUCAGUGGCGGUGCAGCGGUUGGAAUGGCCCUUUUAUCUGGCGGAGAUAUGGCGGUGUUGAACUGGAGAACAAAAAGUAUUACUAGGCUUGGUCCAAAGGGUGAUGAGAUACAGACCAUCAACUUUUCGGAGUUCAACGAGCCAAUCGAUCUUGCAGCUGAUCAUCGUGGAAGGGGUCGCAUAAUGGUGUCCACCUGUGCAGUCUGUUCUGAAACAGCAUUAGUAAUUGCUGGAGUUGUAGAUGUUAAGACAAACAAGGCACAAAUAGCGAUCUCGCGGUACAAGGGCGCGUUUGUUUUUUACAUAGAUUCGCAUGGUGACCGUCUACGACGUCCUUGUGGCGUAUGCGUCGGUACGGGUCUACGAAGUGGUCAAUGCCUUAUAGUCGAUCAUCCGUCAAAUUCUGUCCGAAUGUAUAAAUUUAAAUAG